Messenger RNA from Pseudovirgaria hyperparasitica, 749 nucleotides. RefSeq lists its product as uncharacterized. The coding region runs from base 229 to 627 and encodes 132 amino acids. Lineage: Eukaryota; Fungi; Ascomycota; Dothideomycetes; Acrospermales; Acrospermaceae. The transcript has a single exon. The record is from RefSeq and is a predicted model, not a curated record.
AGGAGGAUUCGGUAAUCUGGAGACGUGAGGAGGUUAGAGUAUGAGGAACCUCCAGAGUGAGUGCUGUGUUGCUGUGUUGCUGUGCCUGUCGUUUGACACCCGACAGUGCGCGCCCGGAGAAAUUAGAGACCCGCACGAGGAGGCGGCCAUGAUUGGCUGCCACGUGCUGAAACAAGGGACUCUCCUACUUAUUAAUUGUUAAUUAAUCACUUGAACAAUCCAGUCCUCAUGGAUUCCAGCACAAUGAAUGGGAUGGGAUGGACGGACGAUGGAUCGAUCAAGUGGGCCCGUCAACCCUGGAGAUUCUGCAUCUACCGCUCGCUGGUCGCGUAUCCUCAACCGCCGCCCACAAAACAGCCUCCCUCACCCACUCAUCCACAAUCCCUCUCCUCAUCCACAACACAAGACUGUGUGACUCCUCCCAGUCACACUAAUCCUUUGUAUCACACCUCCUGCAGAAUACCAAACCAUAACGCGCCACCACUUUUCCAUUCUCCGACUUCUCCAUUCUCUCUAUCUCUCUCCCUUGCAUCGCCCGUUGGCCGCAAUCAUAACAUCCACGUGACGCGAUUCCUUGUCUGUGGCAUUUACACUUGUGGCACAUGCAGGUGGGGCCCGUCCGUUUGAACUUUGCCUCAGCUUUCGGCGCAGCCCCCUGAUCACCUCCACCUUGGCCGCCCUGUCGGUCCUAUAGAGGUCCUAGCCAUGUAGAUACUCCAAAACAGCCGCCGAAAGUUUGUAUUAGUUAG